Messenger RNA from Scatophagus argus, 1115 nucleotides. RefSeq names its product proteasome 20S subunit beta 13a (gene psmb13a). Gene Ontology annotation, cellular component: proteasome core complex. The transcript has 8 exons. Bases 79 to 906 code for a protein of 275 amino acids. Gene Ontology annotation, molecular function: threonine-type endopeptidase activity. Lineage: Eukaryota; Metazoa; Chordata; Actinopteri; Scatophagidae. The record is from RefSeq and is a predicted model, not a curated record.
GAGAGGAAGGAGCGGCGAGGCUGAGAACAGCGACCUCAGGCGCAGCGCGACGCGCAGAGGAGCCGCAGUCCAGCCAGUAUGGCGCUAUCAAAUAUCCUCCAAACUCCUGCAGCUGGCUUCAAUUUCGACAACGCAGCGAGGAAUGCUGCGUUAGAGGGCCUGUUUGACGGAGCACAGACGCCAAAGCCUCUGAAAACUGGCACCACGAUAGCAGGAGUUGUGUUCAAGGAUGGGGUGGUGCUGGGCGCCGACACAAGAGCGACCUCCAGUGAAGUGGUGGCUGACAAGAUGUGUGCUAAGAUCCAUUACAUUGCUCCAAAUAUAUAUUGUUGCGGUGCAGGUACGGCAGCAGACACAGAGAAGACCACAGAGCUUCUCUCCUCCAACCUGACCAUCUUCUCCCUGAACAGCGGGAGGAACCCGCGUGUCGUCAUGGCCGUCAACAUACUACAGGACAUGCUGUACAGGUAUCACGGCCAGAUCGGGGCCAACCUCAUACUGGGGGGAGUAGAUUGUUCUGGGAGCCACCUGUACACAGUGGGGCCAUACGGGAGCGUAACCAAGGUGCCUUACCUUGCAAUGGGAUCUGGUGAUCUGGCGGCUCUUGGGAUUCUAGAGGACAGGUUCAAACCUGACAUGGAGCUGGAGGAAGCGAAGGAGCUGGUGCGUGUUGCCAUCCACGCGGGCAUCAUGAGCGACCUCGGCUCAGGCAACAACAUCGAUAUCUGUGUCGUCACCAGACAAGGAGUGGACUACAUCAGACCCUACCAGGAGUCCGAGUACAGAGACAGCAGGAAAAUGAAAUACAAAUAUCGCCCGGGCACAACACCAGUUCUGACAGAGAAAGUAGUGCCGUUAAAGGUGGAGGUUGUAGAGGAGAACGUGCAGCAGAUGGAUACAGCCUGAGCCACGGCGCACAACCACACCACAACCACGGCACAACCACGGCACAACAUUUAGCAGUGAAAAAGAGUCCAUAACUUCAUUACCUGUCAUUGAUCUGAUGGCUGUUGGAUGGUUUCUGCUCUGCUGCUACGCCUCACAGUGAUGUGGAAUAGACUGCAACAUGUUUUCACAAUAUGGGAUAAUAAAUAAAAAUCACUGGAUAAAAUUCA